GAAUGGACAUGGCCUUCUUCGAUGCACCGGAGAACCAGACGGCGAGCGUUCUGGUGUCUUUGGAAAGGCAUAUGAACCGCGUCGGACAGAUGUUGGGCAUCCAGCUUGGUAACUCCAUGGGAGCCAUCUUCACCUGCGUCAUCUCGGUGGGAGUCAGCUUCUUCGGCUCUUGGGCUCUGGCUUUGAUCCUGCUUGCCCUGAUGCCAAUCUGCGGCUUCCUCGGUUUAGCAGUCGCCAACUGCGCCACCGCUGUGGAUCCGGAGGGAGAGGAGGCCUACGGCAGGGCUGGAAAGCAGACGGCCGAGGCUGCUACGGCGAUCCGCACUGUGCGGGCACUUGGGGCAGAAGAGGCCACCAUGGACGUGCUGAGCGAAAUCCUGGACUUCCUUACAGUGGUCAAUACCGGGAAAGCAUGGAAGCUUGGUGUCUCCCUGGGCCUGAACAUGUGCUUGAUCCAGGUCAUUUAUCUCGCAGGGUUUGGUAUGAGCGCCGCUUGCAUCCAGUAUUGGGGCUUCGACGCUUAUGAGGUGUUGCUCACACUCUUCUGCGUCGUCUUCGGCGUGAUGUCGAUAAGCUCCAUCGUCCAGUUCAUCCCGGACCAGGCCUCCGGGCACCACGCUGCCGUGGAGGUUUUCCGCCUCAUCGACCAGGUCUCAAAGAUCGACGCUGUGGAGCCUGCGGGGCACAUCGAGACCAUCGGAGAUGGGAACAUCCAGUUCAAGGACGUGCACUUCUGGUACCCACAUCGUCCGGAGGUGCGUGUGCUCAAGAAGCUCAACUUCACCAUUGAGAAGGGUCAGGCAGUGGCUUUUGUGGGCUUCUCAGGAAGUGGAAAGUCCACUGUGAUCCAGCUUCUGCAGCGAUUCUACGACCCGCAGGGGGGCUCCGUCCAAGUUGGCGGCAUGGACCUGCGGGCAUUGAACGUGGCAUGGUGGAGGAAGCAGGUCGGCAUGGUGGGCCAGGAGCCAGUUCUCUUCGACGUGUCCCUGGAAGA
Messenger RNA from Symbiodinium pilosum, 994 nucleotides. NCBI's taxonomy places the organism in Eukaryota, Dinophyceae, Suessiales, Symbiodiniaceae. The record is from the annotation of a GenBank genome assembly.